Durio zibethinus is the source of this 1250-nucleotide messenger RNA. RefSeq lists its product as uncharacterized. NCBI's taxonomy places the organism in Eukaryota, Viridiplantae, Streptophyta, Magnoliopsida, Malvales, Malvaceae. The record is from RefSeq and is a predicted model, not a curated record.
CCAAGCUAGUGAGAAACACUAGCGUCCAUAUGGGCUUUGCCAGCUUAUACAUUGCAUAGCAGUUAAAAAAAGUGCAAAGUUAUUUUCCGGAUAAAAUUAAAAGAGUUUAUCCAUAUUAUUAAUCACUAUAUGACAAAUCUACUCAACAUGAGAUGUCUACAAAGCACAAUAUAAAUGCAAAGAUCUGCAUGUGGAUUCCAACAACAACUGCAAGGGAAGAAACAGCUUUCUAAGUUUUAUUUUGAGUUUUUGUUUCUGAAUAUCUAUAGCAAUAGCAUGCGUAAAGAUGUUCAACAAUGAACAUCAGCAAGGUCUCUUAAUGGACCCAAGAAUAUCCUUCUCCAAUGAUUUUGCAGCCGACCCUCAUCAAGGGAUCAAACAUGAGAGCAACUAUAGGGAAGCUCCUGUCUCUUCGGACUUCGAAUUCUCUGUGAAAAACUUUGCCAUGAUACCUGCAGAUGAGAUCUUCUUCAAGGGUAUGUUAUUGCCUUUGAAAGAUAAUAAUGGGACUGAACAAGGACGAAAGCUGACUUUGCGAGAUACACUGCUUGUAGAUGAUGAUGAUGAUGACGACUUUGAGGGUUCACAUCCAACGUUGCCAAAAGGUUCGGGCCGGUGGAAAGAGCGGUUGGGGCUCAAAAGGACUAACCUAGUAUACAGAAAAGGGGAUAAGAAUGAUCCAUUUCUUGAGAACGUAGUUGAAGAAAAAAGUCCUAUGUUUGUCCAUGGUGAAGAUCUUACCAGCAACAAAACAUAGGGCAGAGGUAUUUGAGGAGGACAGCACCAUGAAGCUAGACAGAUGAUGUAAUUGGCAUACUUAGGGGAAGGGACUCAAUCAAACAUCCUUUGAUAACUGUAUAGGGUAACAAAUUAAGAGGAAGCGUUUGCCUUUGAAGUUUGAAUAUAAAAAUCCUUCUGCAAUUUUAGUUUUUUAGAAGGUGGUUCUUCUCUCUACUCUUUAGUUCUUUGUUUCUCUUGGCUGCAGUUUUUUUUUUUUUUUUCUUCAGUUUACUCUACCAUGAAGAAACACCCUAUCCCAUCCUGCAUUCCCCUGGGGAAGUAGACAAGUAUUGUCUUUUUUUUUUUUUUUGUUCUGUACAAAUGUCUGCAUUUAGGGAUCUUCCCAUAAGAAUUAAGAUCCAUGUAAUCUAUUUGUUUGUUUCUAUAUUUUUCAUUUUUUUCAUAUUAUUUUUUUUGAAUUUAGUUCGUCUAUACUUGGUGUUGAGCCACACUUCUUUACCCUCUCAUUU